UAAAGCCGUCGAAGCUGGUGUUUUCCGCGGCGGUGAAGAAGCAGAGCUACGCCGUGACAGUGUCAGCCGACAGCCAGAAUCUGGCACUGGGCGACGCCGGUGCUGUAUUUGGCUGGCUUUCUUGGUCCGAUGGAAAGCAUGUGGUCCGCAGCCCACUCGUAGUGACCCAAAUAGAACCGUUGUAAAGGUCAAAAUUAAGCAAAAAGAGAACAGCUUGGAAUUCGAUCAUCCCCUUAUGAUCGAUGAUGCAAACCUUUGUGUUUUUUACAAGGGCCAAGUUUGAACUUUGAAAUGUUCCCUUUCUUUUUUCUUUUUUUUACAGUUUUCUUUUUGUUCUUCCCAAACUAGAAGCCUUAUCAACUUAGCGUCAUAUGUUGUUGUGUACUGCACUGUAAUUCUUAGAAUUUGAGAUAUUUAUAUAAAUCUCAGUAAGUUAUGGGUUUCAGAACCAUUUCCUUUCUCA
This is a messenger RNA of Momordica charantia (bitter melon), 463 nucleotides long. RefSeq names its product subtilisin-like serine protease 2. Gene Ontology annotation, molecular function: serine-type endopeptidase activity. The record is from RefSeq and is a predicted model, not a curated record. Lineage: Eukaryota; Viridiplantae; Streptophyta; Magnoliopsida; Cucurbitales; Cucurbitaceae. Gene Ontology annotation, biological process: proteolysis.